Salvia miltiorrhiza (redroot sage) is the source of this 3226-nucleotide messenger RNA. Its product is annotated as putative late blight resistance protein homolog R1C-3. Bases 79 to 2862 code for a protein of 927 amino acids. Gene Ontology annotation, biological process: defense response to other organism. The record is from RefSeq and is a predicted model, not a curated record. The transcript has 2 exons. Gene Ontology annotation, molecular function: ADP binding. NCBI's taxonomy places the organism in Eukaryota, Viridiplantae, Streptophyta, Magnoliopsida, Lamiales, Lamiaceae.
AAUUCUUUUUCAAAUUUUCACCAUUACCAACUCUUCCGACUUCACUCCCGCCGCCGCCGCCGCCGGAAACAGAGAGAAAUGACGGCAUUUGGUGCAGUGAUUUCUCUGAGGAAUACAAUUGAUUUCAUUCUCCAUUCUUCUCAUUUCAGCCUCAUUGAGCCCUCGCCACAUAUCAUACAACUCGUCUACGAGGAGUUGGAUCCAUUGCAAGAAAUUCUGUACACGUUGGACGACACAAGCAAAAGCAAGAGCAGGAAGAAGGUGAAUGCUUUGGAUGGAAGAAUCAAAGAUUUGAUUUGGGAAUUUGAAGACUUAUUGGUAUACCUUCUCCACCAACAGAUUCAUUCAAAAUUUCAUGCAGUCCAAAUAGAUGAAGAAAUGAAAGAGAGAGUAUGGGAAUUCCAACGCUCAAUGGGAUUCCAAGGCUUAAUGGAAUCCCUUCCCUCACAACCCAAAGGAAGUAAAAACACUCCCAGAUUCUACAUUGAUCUGCAAUUCCUACAACACGAUGUUUCUUCCUUCAUCGAGAGGCUCGAGGAUUUGGAGGAGGAAUACAUUUAUGAAGUAGACAAUAUGCCUGAAGAUGAAGAUGAAGAUGACGACGAUCAAUCUAUUUCCACAAGAAGUGGGACCAAGUCAAAGAUGAUUGGAUUAUCGGAUCAAUUCCAACAACUCAAGCAGAUUCUUGUGGAUAGGAAAAUGGAAAGUUAUGACAAGAAGAAAUGUGUAGUACUUGUAGGAACUGCAGGCGUUGGGAAGACUGCUCUUGCUGAGGCAGUUUUUGAAGAUCCUGAAGUCAUGAGCCGUUUUGAGCAUCGCGUGUGGGUCAGAGUAGGUAGAAAAUCUCAAUUCGAUCAUGUUUCACGAGCCAUUCUAGCUGAAAUGUUUGGAAUCGUGCAAGGAGAUGACGAAUUAGGUGCCUACUUGGAAGAAAGAUUGGAGGGCAAGGAAUGCCUCAUUGUGCUCGAUGAUGUGUGGGAACAAGAGAUAGUGGAUUCCUUGAAAAGAUCCUUAAGUAAUGGAUUAGUUCAUAUCUUGGUGACUACUCGAGACCGAACCAUAACUCUCCUAACGAGUUAUCCUCGUUCUGUAAUAUUGGUGAGGUUUUUGAAUGAAGAAGAAAGUAAGGAGCUACUGUGCGAGAAGGUGUUUGGUGAAAAGGAUUGCCCUUUUCAACUUGACAAAGCCGCUGGGAAAAUUGCCAAGAAAUGUGAAGGUCUUCCUCUCAUGAUAGUCACGGUGGCUGACAUUCUAUUAGAAUCCCAUGAUACAGACCCAAAAUACUGGGAAGAUGUAGCAGAAAUGCGAAAUUCAGUCUUCACGGAUGCAUAUAAUGCGAUAUCAAAGGUACUUUUCCCAAGUUAUGACUACUUACCUCAACAUCUUAAAAUGCCUUUUCUGUAUAUGGGAGUCUUACCUCCAGACUAUGACAUCCCCAAGUCCAAGCUCAUGAAUAUGUUGGCUACUGAGGGUUGGUUUUAUAAGAAAAACAAAAUGCGAUCUUUGGAGGAAUCUUUUUGGCUAUGUUUGGACCAGCUUUGUGCGAAUAGGAGUCUUGUUUUAUUCAACCAAAGGAGUGCCAUUUAUGGGGCCUUACACUGCAACUUUAAAACUUGCCGCCUUCUUUCCUCGUGGCGGCACUUGUGUAGAGGAGAGGCUCGGAAGAACAAGUUUUAUUGUAUCUUGAAAAAGCUUGUUGAUGGCUUCGAAGAUGAUUUAGAAGGUCAGCGUUGCUUGUGUCUUGAAAAUAACCUUUUAUUUGGCAUCAAAGAAUUUUCCAACUCUGUGAGAUCGAAUUGUGCAUCCUCUACGCAUUCUCUCCUUUUUUUUGGUCCAUACCUUCAAUAUCCAAUCCCAAUAGGUGAUGAUUUUGAGUUCCUUGGUAAACUAGAUGCUCUUAAUCUACGUUUGUACACUUUCCCAACAGAGAUACUGACACUAGUCCUACUAAAGUACCUUGCUCUGACUUGCAACGGAGAACUCCCUCCAACCAUAUCCAAACUUUUCAACCUUCGAGUCUUGAUUAUCCAUCCGCAUAACAACAUUAGAAUUUGUAGAGCUCCAUCGUAUGUACCAAUAGAAAUAUGGGAUAUGCAAGAGUUAGAGCAUAUUGAGAUUUUGGGGAAGAGCUUUGUAGCUCCAUGUCAUUCUGCUUCUUUGGAAAAGCUCUCAACUCUUGUAGGUGUGAAUGCUAGCAUUUGUACUAUCUUGGAACUCUCCCGAAAAGUUCCUUGUAUAAAGACAUUAGGAGUUCAGAUCGAGCUAACGCCUUAUGAUGAUUGCAGUGACCUUUUAAGUUGCUUUGAUUGUGUUUCAACAAUUGAAAAUUUGGAGACACUGAAAUGUAGCAUCGUAAAUCCUUUGAUUAAGUAUGAUCAUGCUUUUCCUAGUUCAUUGAAGUUGCUACGUUGGUUGGGAAAGCUACAUUUGAGUGGCAUGGGAUUUUCUUGGGAAUACAUGGAUGUAAUUGGCUCUUUGCCAUAUCUUGAAGUGCUCAAAUUGCGAGCCUACGCCUUCCGGGGUCCCAAGUGGGAAGCGCGAGAGGAAAGUUUUUUGAGACUUUUGUUUCUUCUAAUUGAAGACAGUGAUUUGGUGCAAUGGAAACCAAGAUCUGUGAGCUUCCCUGAGCUUAGUCACCUAAGCAUGAAACAUUGCUACAAACUAGAAGAGUUCCACUGGUUGUCUCAUCAUGAGUCCGGAACGAUUGAACUAUUAAACUGCAAUCCUGUAGCUUUGACUUGUGCGAUGCAAUUACAACCGAAUCCAGAUACCGUCGUUGAUGUUACUGCUACUUCUUCAUUUGACGAGAAACCCGUUACUAUCAAGUUUACAAGGCGUGGUGUGAAGACUGAGGAUAUAUAACACAGUCGGAAAGGUGAGACAUUUGAAUUUAAGAAGUCUGACUUACUUCGGAUUUUGUUGAGGAUUAUAAGCUAACUGGAUUUUGUGUGAAGCAUAAUUUUCACUUUGUUUUGAUAGCAAAUGUCAUCAUUAGGUUUGAAUCAAGUACCAUUUAUAGCAUCCAUCAACAUGAAGUUUUUUCAUAAGAUGAGAUUAUAUAUAGUCGAACUGUUUGUCUCAGCAUAGUAGCUGUUAGGUUCAGCUUUGAGUAUGAAUUGAAAGGUUGUGUUAUGUUUUUGUAACAUCCCACAUUUUAUAAGUUUCUAAGUUCACAAAUUUUGUUUUGUAUUUAUGGGGAUUAUAGGAAACCAAAAUUGCGCCUAGA